GUGUCGUGUGUAAUCGGACCUUCGACAAGUACGCCUGUUGGCCCGAUGGUCUCCCAAACACCACUGUGAACGUUUCCUGUCCCUGGUACUUACCGUGGUAUAAUACAGUGCAGGACGGCUUCGUUUUCAGAAAGUGCGGGCCUGAUGGUAACUGGGUGAUGGACUCCAUUAAACAGCCCUGGAGAGACAGUAGCCAAUGCAAAGAUGAUCCCAAGGAUGACCGAGCUCAGCAGGAACAAGGGAAGAUUUUACACGGUUUCAAGAUAAUGUACACAGUGGGAUAUUCGCUGUCCUUGGGAACCCUGGUGUUGGCCCUGGGAAUUCUGGUGGGAUUUGGGAAGCUUCACUGUAUGCGGAACUACAUCCACAUGAACCUGUUCGCCUCAUUCAUCCUUCGAGCAGUCUCUAUCCUCAUUAAAGACGCUCUUUUCAAAACGCAGUACAAACAAAUCACAGAGGAUGUUGAUAUUAAAGUCUGGUUUAACAAUGAGACUGCAGCAGGUUGUAGAACAGCUCAAGUCCUCAUGCAAUACUGCAUCGGGGCAAAUUAUUAUUGGCUGCUGAUCGAAGGGAUCUACUUACACAACCUGCUGGUGAUUGCUGUCUUCUCUGAAAAGAGCUACUUUAAUAUUUAUUUAUGCAUUGGCUGGGGAGCACCAGUGUUAUUCGUUGUUCCUUGGGUGGUUGUCAAGUAUUUAUAUGAAAAUACUGGGUGUUGGACAACAAACAAAAACAUGGCAUACUGGUGGAUUAUCCGUUCUCCUAUCCUGCUGUCUAUACUGAUCAAUUUCUUCAUUUUUAUCAGAAUUAUUCACAUUCUUGUGUCUAAACUCAGAGCUCACCAGAUGAGAUACACAGAUUAUAAAUUCAGACUGGCCAAGUCCACACUGACUCUGAUCCCGUUGUUGGGGAUCCAUGAAGUGGUGUUUGCCUUUAUCACAGAUGAACACGCCCAGGGGACUCUUCGACACGUCAAGCUCUUCUUCGACCUCUUUUUAAAUUCCUUUCAGGGUAUGCUGGUUGCCAUAUUGUACUGCUUUGUCAACAGAGAGGUGCAGUCAGAGCUCCUCAAGAAAUGGAAGAGGUGGAAACUGGGCCAGGACAUUGAGGAAGAGUACAGGCACACUUACAGUCAACCAUCACACGCCAGGAAUGGAAGUGCCAACCUGGAGAAACACAAGCUGGUCAGUAACUACCACAAUGGGAACAGUGAGGCGUCCCACCACACUGUGGAACCCGUGGCCCAAUUCACUGAAAAGCCCGAGUCUCCGCCUGAACAAAUAACACUGAAGGCUAAGCUCCCUUGCUGUGAGGGCCCGAAACCAACAGAGCACAAAGCUUUGUGUUUGUUGGAGAGUAACUGUUAGAUGGAAGGUGGACAGGCAAUGGCCAGCUUUAUGCUGGGACUGAGAAAGAAGAGGUGACUGUGAGCCCGAGGCAAGACUUUGAAAACAUCACCGAAUCUCUAACCGAAAGCAGAGAGGAGCUCACCAACAAUUAUUGCAUGGAAAUGCCUGAUGACAACCUUUGAGGGAACUUGGGCCAUGUCCCUUUUGACUUCACCCUGCUUUCAGAACAAUGUUCCUCUAUACGUGUGCCUGCUUCCAGGCUAUUUUUCACUGCACUGUUACUUGCAGUAAUAAAACAAUUCAGGCGAUAGUGAUCAAAAGCGAUGUCUACCUAACUAGGAACGGCAUUAAUGUGGCACUUAAGGAGCACUGAUGGUUAGAGAGGAAGAAGGAUUUGUAAUAGAUGUUAAACACCCCCAUGAAACGAAACAGAGAUAUUUAAGAUAGCAUGUCGCUGAACAAGAAGGAGUGACUGAACAGGUGGUGACUACAAUCAGCUCUCAGCGGAAACCACUUUAACCUUGGUGCACAGAUUUCCUUUCUUCAAACACACAGCCAGCAGCUCUGAUCGGUCAAGCCCUGGCUAAACCUAAAUUAUUUGUGAUUUGUGUGGAAUAUGUGUGUCUGUGUUUGUCUCUGUCUAUGUGUUUUCGUCUGGCACAGGAUGUGGUCAUCACCGGAUAGACCAGCAUUCACUGCCCAUCCUUAAUUGCCCCAUAAAGGUGGUGCUGUACCUCCUUCUUCAACCACUGCAGUCCAUAUGAUAGACCAAGUGACUGUGCUUGUCUGUGUUUCUCUGUGUGUGUGUGGCAGUCUGCGCUUGUAUCUGUUUUGGUAGGGUUUUUUUUUUGUGUGCGUGUGUGUAUCUGUUGGGGUAUUUGUCUGUCUGUGUUGGGGUAUUUGUCUGUGUGUGUGUGUGCGUGUGUGUGUCUGUCUGUCUGCCUGCCUGUCUGUGUCUGUGUCUGUGUGUGUGUCCCAUCCCAGCCUCAUGUGAACAAGAUGUCCAAUGUCAUUUGGCCUUUAUGUACAGGUCACAUGAGCAAGAUACUGUAGGAUCAGAGAUGAACUUUUACUUCAGCACAAUAAACGGAAGCAAACAGCUGAUGUGCAGCAUUAUAUCUGAACUUCAAUAUGUGUGCAUAAAGACUCCACUCCCAACUGUGAA
Molecule: messenger RNA, 2514 nt
Organism: Rhincodon typus (whale shark)
Lineage: Eukaryota; Metazoa; Chordata; Chondrichthyes; Orectolobiformes; Rhincodontidae
Product: glucagon receptor-like
Exons: 11
Biological process (GO): cell surface receptor signaling pathway; adenylate cyclase-activating G protein-coupled receptor signaling pathway
Cellular component (GO): plasma membrane
Molecular function (GO): glucagon receptor activity; peptide hormone binding
Source: RefSeq, a predicted model, not a curated record